AUGAUCUUGAGAGCUCAGUACUUUCUCACAGUAUGCCUAUUCUUUUCAGAGGCUGCCGUGUCAGCUAUCCUACCUCGCGACGGCGAUGAUUACGCCGGACAUCCGGAGGUGAACCAUGACCAAGUAGCAGCAUUCAAACAAGACUCUUCCCCCGGAAUAGACGGACGCCUCGAACUCAUGUUCAACCCUCUGCUCGUCGUUACAGGAGGUUGCGACCCGUAUCCUGCAGUCGAUGCCAACGGGGGUCUUGGAGGUGGUCUGAGACCGACUGGUGGUGGAAGGUCAGGCUGUGGUAAUGGCGGCACUGGCCAGGUCUAUGCUCGCCGCGGCAGUAGUCACGGCCGUGACGCUAUUAUUUACAGCUACUACUUCCCAAAGGUUCGAUGGGGAAAAGGCGACAACAAGGGACAUCGUCAUUACUGGGCCAGCGUCGUCGUUUGGAUCAACCAAUGGAGCUGUGAUCCCGAGAAGCCCUCAUCAUACCGACCAGUGGGGAUGUCAUACACAACCGACCACGCAACAUGGGGCUUCGAACCUAUUACCGGUGGCCUGACAUCCACAGCCUCUCCCGAGAGUUCUUCGCCGACGAGUUUCAUUGUCCAAAUCCACGACAACGCCAUGACACCGUUUAAAGACGCCGAUAUUGCCGCGGCUUCUCAGCGCACACUGAUCUCUUGGAUGUCACUACCCGUAAAGGCGCGUGAGGCUUUGACUGACGUCAAGUACGAAAAGACCACAGUGCCGUUCACCGACGCCAACAUCCAGGCCUCUUUGGACACUGCCUACCAAGAGAGCUUUUACACAGGGUUAAAGGACGUACAGGACUGCAACACCACUAUCCCAGAGAGUGAUGGAGCUGACUUAGAUCCUGACGAAAAUCCCGAGGAUAAAGCCCCAGAGGCAAUCCCUCUCCCCCCUGUAACAGUUUAG
Molecule: messenger RNA, 930 nt
Organism: Colletotrichum chrysophilum
Lineage: Eukaryota; Fungi; Ascomycota; Sordariomycetes; Glomerellales; Glomerellaceae
Exons: 2
Coding region: 1-930 (309 amino acids)
Source: RefSeq, a predicted model, not a curated record